AUACAGUCAUACUCGUAAUAAUUUGCUACAUACUGUUAAUUAGCUAUGGAUCUAAUACUCUCUCUGCAAUCUCUCUUAGUUUUCCUCUCCAUCUAUGUCUACCUUCAUUUUUACACCACUCGACCAAAGAAAUCCACACACGCCGGCUUCAAAGUUUACCCGAUUCUCGGAUCCCUACCGGGAUUUCUCAAGAACCGGCACCGCUUCCUCGACUGGACCACCGAAAUCCUCCGCAACUGUCCCACCAACACCGCCGUCUUCUUCCGCCCGGGAAAGAUUCACGGCAUCAUCACGGCCAACCCUUCCAACGUGGAGCACAUGCUCAAGACCAACUUCGAGAACUACCCCAAAGGCGAGCGGUUCAGCUUUCUCCUCCAAGACUUCCUCGGCGGCGGAAUCUUUAACGCCGACGGCGAGCUCUGGAAGCUCCAGAGAAAGACGGCCAGCUACGCCUUCAGCGCCAAAUCACUCAGGAAUUUCGUCAUGGAUAACGUCAGCUUCGAGAUUCAGACCAGGUUAGUUCCACUUUUGGCGCGAGCCUCCGAAACGGGAUGUCGUUUGGACCUCCAAGACGUCUUGGAGCGAUUUGCCUUCGACAAUAUUUGCAAGAUGGCAUUCAACGUCGACCCUGCUUGUCUCGGCGGCGAUGGGAAAUCCGCCGCCGAGUUUAUGAAGGCGUUUGAUGACGCUGCCACGCUUUGCUCCGGAAGGUUCCUCUACGCCUUUCAAUUUAUUCUUCUCUUCAAAAAAGUU
Fragaria vesca subsp. vesca is the source of this 753-nucleotide messenger RNA. Its product is annotated as cytochrome P450 94A1-like. The annotation marks the transcript as partial. The transcript has a single exon. Gene Ontology annotation, molecular function: oxidoreductase activity, acting on paired donors, with incorporation or reduction of molecular oxygen; iron ion binding; monooxygenase activity. Lineage: Eukaryota; Viridiplantae; Streptophyta; Magnoliopsida; Rosales; Rosaceae. The record is from RefSeq and is a predicted model, not a curated record.